Messenger RNA from Cryptotermes secundus, 2100 nucleotides. Its product is annotated as von Willebrand factor D and EGF domain-containing protein-like. The record is from RefSeq and is a predicted model, not a curated record. The coding region runs from base 83 to 1357 and encodes 424 amino acids. The transcript is spliced from 4 exons. NCBI's taxonomy places the organism in Eukaryota, Metazoa, Arthropoda, Insecta, Blattodea, Kalotermitidae.
GGAAGAGAAACCAAAAUUUGUAUCACAUCACAAAAGACUGACAAUGUAAUGUGAUCCUGAAAAUCGCAUUAAGGAGCGAAGGAUGGGUGUUGCAAUGAUUCUGCUUGUCCUGCUGCUGCACACCUGGCACACAAAUGUGAGCGCCUGCAACCAACAAAGUCACAGAGAUAACAGAGUUCCCUGCCCACCGGCUUGUGUAAACGGUUUCUGCAAUGGGCAUGGUUCCUGCACAUGCUCCACUGGAUACAUCGGUGCAGCUCCGCUAAAUCAGAUAUGCGAGCCUUUUUGUCCUGUAGGCUGCAUCAACAGCAAAUGCAUUGCGCCUGAUACCUGCUCAUGUGAUCCAGGUUACGCUAAGGAUCCUACUGUCAGUACUCGCUGUAUCCCUUCCUGCUCACCGCCUUGUUUAAACGGCGAAUGUGUGUCUCCAAACGUCUGCUCAUGUGAUUCUGGUUACACUGAGGAUCCUACUGGCAGGAAUCGCUGUAUCCCUUCCUGCUCACCGCCUUGUUUAAACGGCGAAUGUGUGUCUCCAAACGUCUGCUCAUGUGAUUCUGGUUACACUGAGGAUCCUACUGGCAGGAAUCGCUGUAUCCCUUCCUGCUCACCGCCUUGUUUAAACGGCGAAUGUGUGUCUCCAAACGUCUGCUCAUGUGAUUCUGGUUACACUGAGGAUCCUACUGGCAGGAAUCGCUGUAUCCCUUCCUGCUCACCGCCUUGUUUAAACGGCGAAUGUGUGUCUCCAAACGUCUGCUCAUGUGAUUCUGGUUACACUGAGGAUCCUACUGGCAGGAAUCGCUGUAUCCCUUCCUGCUCACCGCCUUGUUUAAACGGCGAAUGUGUGUCUCCAAACGUCUGCUCAUGUGAUUCUGGUUACACUGAGGAUCCUACUGGCAGGAAUCGCUGUAUCCCUUCCUGCUCACCGCCUUGUUUAAACGGCGAAUGUGUGUCUCCAAACGUCUGCUCAUGUGAUUCUGGUUACACUGAGGAUCCUACUGGGAGGACUCGCUGUGUCCCUUCCUCAUCACGUGUUUCAGUUGCAGAUUUCAACAUAUCUACCCAGUCACCCAUCACAGCAGCUGCCGUGAACACGCCAACCGUCAGCAUUCCUCUGUGGCUGAUCUUGGUGCUUACUGUAGCAGCUGCGGGUGCCCUCAUCGGCGGUUUGCUGUACUACCGCCACCGCAGGCGUCACACCGCACCACCGCUUGUCGCUGAAACGGAACUAGACGCCGAAUUUUCAUUACUCGACAGAACAAUUCAGUAUCAGAAGCCACACACGGAACCGCCACCACCUUACAAAGAAUGGGAACAGAAACCAAAAUUUGUAUCACAUCACAAAAGACUGACAAUGUAAUGUGAUCCUGAAAAUCGCAUUGUAAGUCGACAUAUCGUUAGUUGAGUAUCGAUUUCUCGUAUACUAAUAUGUUAUUAUGUUGAGACGUUAAUCGUUACUAAAAUAAGUACCAGUCGUUAUUUAGGCCAUGAAUUACAUGCUCUACGAUAUUUAGCCUGCCAUUUAUAAAUUGUAACAAGAGAGGUAUCAUGUAAGCGUUAUCCCCCCCCCCUCGGUUCACCAUCGUCUGCGCGUUUCGUGCCAUAAAGUGUGCCUCUUGCGCUUUUCACAGGCACUGCUACGGUCGCAUUUAAUUUCAGGAUCCAUGUGAUUAUGCACAACUAGAUUUAUUUAAUAAAAGCACCGUAGAUAUCUGAAUUCUAGGCUCCAGACACUCAAGAUGGCGACGACAUUGUGACUCGUCUUGUGCAACUGAACAUCGACCUGAUAUACGCAAAAACAAAUGUCGAAUAGUGGACGUGUAGGAUACGAUAGCGGACAUCGAUUUCGAGGUAUCGAUGUAUUAUUAUGUCGCAAAGCUUGGUUUAAGGCAAGGUAUCCAAACUACCGCCCACGGGCCACAGCCGGCCCGCGAAAGAAUUGUGCAGAAAUGCGCCAAUUGAACUAAUUUUCCAGUGAGUACUGGUAGAAAAAAUUCUUGAUCAUAGAUUUCAAAUGCAUUAAUUAAGACUGUGUUUAAAAUAUAUUGAUAUUCCAUAUUAUGUUAAUAUUAAUAUUAUUCACAAUUUUACUAAUUCUGGACC